GUAUAUAAUGGCAUGACAUGAGAGGGUGCACCACCAGCCGAGGAACCAGAAGCAACAUGAUGGUAACGUUGGAGGACAGAGCUGUUGUCGUCCCCGUGUCCCACGCUUAGAAGAUUGCCUCCUCCAUCAGCCUGUGCCGUGGUGUUCUUGGCUUGAAGGAGAUGAGCCGCAACCAUGGGAAGAACCCCAAGUUGAACUUUACGGGGAAGCAGAUGAGGGCGAGAGGGGGGCCAUCGACGAGGGCGGUGGUGGAGGAGGAGGAGGAGGAAGAGGAGGACUCGUCGUCUUCGUCGUCGUCGUCGCGGUCUCCGCCCAGCUCGUGCGUGUCGUCGGAAGGCGAGCAGAAGUUGGGCAGCCCGGAGGCGACGUCCAUGGUGCUCGCGGGGUGCCCCCGGUGCCUCAUGUACGUCAUGCUCUCCGAGAAGGACCCCAAGUGCCCCAAGUGCAACAGCACGGUGCUGCUCGACUUCCAUCGGGGCAACACCAGCGCCGGCAAGAACAGAAAGAGCUGAUGGUGGCCGCCAGCCGCUAGCUCCUGGUGGUGGGUGGGUGCCUGCCUGCUAGUGUUGACUGGUUCCUCGAGCAUUUCAUUAUAUGUUUUCCGAUCUCCUCAUCAGAACUCUCUUCGUCAAUCCUAGUUUCUCUCUCAGGUGCUGCUUGCCCCUCUCUCUCUCUCUCUCUCUCUCUCUCCAUCGGAGUCUUCUGUUGCUGAAGCCAAUGUAAAUGGGUGAACCCUAUUAGCCCAAGCUUCCCAAGGAAACCUAAUAUACAUGAUACUUUGGGACUCAA
Molecule: messenger RNA, 789 nt
Organism: Musa acuminata subsp. malaccensis (wild Malaysian banana)
Lineage: Eukaryota; Viridiplantae; Streptophyta; Magnoliopsida; Zingiberales; Musaceae
Source: RefSeq, a predicted model, not a curated record